Rhodofomes roseus is the source of this 2736-nucleotide messenger RNA. RefSeq names its product glycoside hydrolase. Bases 385 to 2736 code for a protein of 783 amino acids. NCBI's taxonomy places the organism in Eukaryota, Fungi, Basidiomycota, Agaricomycetes, Polyporales, Fomitopsidaceae. Gene Ontology annotation, biological process: glucan catabolic process. The record is from RefSeq and is a predicted model, not a curated record. Gene Ontology annotation, molecular function: beta-glucosidase activity. The transcript is spliced from 15 exons.
CAACAACCCGCUCUUCCCCAAGGUUCACCUGCUCCGCCACGUCCCCCAUCCUAACCGCGGUUUGUAAACAGCCUGGGAGCACUGCGCAUUGCGAUCAACGCAAAUUCCGGCCUUCAGCACACAAGAAAAGCUGUUGGACCGGUGUGCGUACGGACCAUAGUUCACGGCAGAAUGUUUAUUCAAUGGUCUACCUGUCCGCAUGACCUCCUGCGCCUGGUCGCCAACCUGCACGUCAUGGGCUUCGAUGUUCGACCCUUGGCUUGGGCUCUACCCAGGCUGCUAUCAGCGGCUGCCGCAUAGCAGAUAUGCCCUCGCAUGCAUAAUAUAAAGCGAUCGUCGCUGUAACUCGCUUGGACCCAUUAAAGCGCCGUUCACGCUGUUGCGAUGCAUUCGACGGCACUUUCCUUGCUCACUAUUGCUCUUGCACUCUUCACCACUUCAUCUCGGGGAAAGAUAUCACGGCGCGACGACGCGGGCUUGACCACGCUCUCCGACAAUUCGCCCCAGGCAUGGCCGGCGCCCAACGCGACGGGCGGGAACGCGUGGACGGACGCGUUCUCCAGCGCGCAAGCCCUCGUCGCGCAAAUGACACUUGAGGAGAAGAUCACCGUCAUCACGGGUCAGUCCGGUCGCUGCGUCGGCAACACGGGUGCCGUCGAGCGACUCGGCGUCCACGCGCUCUGCCUGGAGGAUGGGCCCGCGGGAGUGCGCCCGGUCCAGGGUGUAUCCCAGUUUCCAGCUGGACAGGCGGUGGCUGCGACAUGGGACAGGAAUCUGAUCUACCAGCGCGGGUACGCGAUGGGCCAGGAGUUCUUCGACCAGGGGGUCAACAUCGCACUUUCCUCCGUGACAGGUGGUCCGCUCGGACGCAGCCCGCGCGGCGGUCGCAACUUUGAGGGUUUCUUCGACGAUGCGUACGGUACCGGUGAAGCUGCCUAUCUGACCGUCAAGGGCAUGCAAGAUGCCGGUGUUCUCACUACAGCCAAACACUACGUCGGCUAUGAGCAAGAGACAUUCAGGAACGCCUUCAAUAACUUGGAGUCAUACUCAGUUUUCCCUGUGAACGUGCAGUCGCCCAUCUCGUCGAACAUCGAUAACAAGGCACUGCAUGAGGUGUACUUGUGGGGCUUUGCCGAAGCCGUUCGCGCUGGUACGGGUUAUGUGAUGUGCUCGUACAAUGAGGUCAACCAGACUCACUCGUGCGCCAAUGCGUACACCCAGAACAAUAUUCUAAAGGGCGAGCUCAACUUCCAGGGCGGUAUCAUGUCUGAUUGGGGAGGCGUGUGGAGCGACGCAGAGUUCAUAAACGGCGGCCUCGAUAUUUGCAUGCCCGGUGUCGGUUUCGGUGGCGUGCUCGGUACAAUGUGGGGCGACAGUCUAUUUCCCUACGUCGAGAACGGGACAGUCGCUGAGUCCCGAGUGGACGACGCGGUCGUCCGUCUGCUGACUCCCUGGAUCUUCCCAGGCCAAUCCGUGAACCCUCCUCCAGCAGUGACGUGGAACGCCGAUCCGACUUUCUAUCAAACGGACGAUGCCUAUUGGCGGGACGUGCGGAAGGUCGAGACGAUGGCGCUCAUCAGGCAGAUUGGCGAGGACUCCUCGACGCUGCUUAAGAACGUGAAUGGCACGCUCCCUCUGGGAACGCCAGGAGUCAUCGCUGUCAUCGGAAGCGACGCAGGUUCCAAUGAGCUGAGCACGUUGGAAGGCCAGGGCGUCGCCCAAUUCCCGCUCUGGAACAUCAACGGCACUUUGAGCCUGGGUGGUGGUUCUGGCUGGGCAAUCCCGCCAUACCUCGUUACGCCGUUCGAGGCGAUCAACUAUCUAUACGCGGUAUUCAACGGCACGGCGUACGACGCGAUCAACGCUACGGUCGAGAGCGCGGACGUCACGAUUGUAUUCGUGAGUGCGUUCACAAGGGAAGGUGAAGAUCGUGCUACUUUGUACCUUGAUCAUGAAGGCGAGACAUUGAUCCAGACGGUGGCGGCGAACUGCAGUAACACCAUCGUCGUGAUACACGCCGGGGGCCCGAUCCUCGUGGAGGAAUGGAUCGAUAACCCCAAUGUCACCGCUGUCAUCGCUGCACAUUUCCCUGGUCAGGAAUCCGGCGACGCCAUCGCGAGCGUACUCUUCGGCGACGUCUCCCCGAGCGGCAAGCUCCCCUACACGAUCGGUCACGCCCUCGACGAGUACCCGCCCGACACCAUUGUGGACGACCCGGUUCUCGAGCCGCAAGCGUACUUCAACGAGUCGACGCUGAUCGAUUACAGGUGGUUCAGUGCAUAUAACAUCACGCCGCGCUUCGAGUUUGGCUAUGGUCUUUCCUACUCGACGUUUUCGUACAGCAACAUCUACGUGCAGGACGUGUACGAGGCGGACAACAGCACGAUCCAGCAGAAAAAUGAGCCGUUCGAAGGGUAUGACGGGAGCAACAGCUUGUACGAUAUCAUUACGGAGGUGACAGCUCAAGUGACCAACACUGGGGACGUGGUCGCGUGCGAAGUUGCUCAGCUGUACGCCACCUUCCCGGAUAGUCCCGGCAUCUGGUUGCGCGGCUUCGACAAGCUGAAGACCCUUGCUCCCGGGGAAACACGCACUGCCACGUUCUCCCUUCGCCGAAAGGACCUUUCUCUGUGGAGCACGGAGCGGCAGUUGUGGUACAUCCCAGACGGAGCGAUUCAAUUGCAAGUCGGCGCGAGUUCGACGAAGCUGUAUUUGACGGCUUCAUGGUCUCAAUGA